Molecule: messenger RNA, 1205 nt
Organism: Bursaphelenchus okinawaensis
Lineage: Eukaryota; Metazoa; Nematoda; Chromadorea; Rhabditida; Aphelenchoididae
Source: the annotation of a GenBank genome assembly
AUGAGCGCGUUUGGUCAACAACUUCAGCAAUGUAAGUUCUGUUUUAUUUUCUCUUGUUUUUACCGCAAUUUUUGAAUGUAAACAACUUUUAUAUUGAUUCUUGUGUCGUUUAUAAUUUUUAUAACAUUGUUUUAGCACUAUCAAUCUUGAAAAGGGAGCUACAAGCACGAGAAAAUGAGCUGGAGAUCAAGAAACGUCAAAUCAAGCAAGGUAGGAGUUUCUUUGUCUUCUAUGUUUUAGGUAACAAAAUAGAGAUAAAUGGAAGCUUUUGGUAUUAAAUUGUAGCUGAGGCGUCAGGCUAGAUUUUUUAUUCAUAAGUGUUUAAGUAAAAACAAGUUUGACAUUAAAAAUAAUCGUAUUUUAGUAUCCGAAGGGAUUGAGAGAGAGAAUGCCCGUAUUGCUCAACAUGACGCAGAAUCUGAAGCUGUUCGAGCUCAUUUGGAGUCAAUGAAGGGUCAGAAUGAUCUGUAAGAUGUUUCUUUACAUUUUAAGGGUUCUUUUGUAUAAAAAUUAAAGUUUCAACGAGUUUUAAUUGUAUUUCGUUUUAGAAUCAUGGAUAACACGCGAAACGACUUUUCAACCACUUUGCGUGGACUUCAUGCUAAAAUUAAUGAAGAAGAGCUAGAGGCUAGAAAGUUGAAGGAUAUUCAAGAAUUUGGAGGUUUGAAUUUGCCGGAAGAUGUGAGUUUUGAGUUGUUUAUAUUGUUUUAGGUAUUAGGUGAAUGGUUGAUGAAGUUUGCAGAAAGUUUAGCUAUUUUUAAGAGAUUGCUGUUUGGAAAAGUUAGAUUAUAAUUGUUUUUGCUGAUUUUGAUGUUUCAGGGGUUUCUCACACUUGAUACUCAACUAGAAACUUUGAAAGAACGAUAUGAAACGGCUGUGUUUGAAUGUAAGUCAACGUUUUUGGUUAAAUUUAAGUAUUUUUGUGUUUCAUUUGGACUUUUUUAGAUUUUUAAAGUUGUGAUUAUAUUUUUUAAAUGAAAUUCAAUCAAUUUAUGCCUAUUUUAGGUCAGGAAUAUCAAGAAAAGUUGAAGAUUCUGCGAGAAAAGCGUUUGGACGCUGAAGAUGCAUUGAGAGCAGUGCCAUUUUUGGAAAUCACAGUGGAAUUGAGGGAGAUGAUCACAGAAGAGCUUGUUGACGCUCGUCGAACUUUGAGAAGCCGAAUUCGUGACGAAGUUUUGAAAAGCCAUCAGCUGAAAGCUCGUUGA